Molecule: messenger RNA, 2243 nt
Organism: Penaeus indicus
Lineage: Eukaryota; Metazoa; Arthropoda; Malacostraca; Decapoda; Penaeidae
Product: alkylglycerol monooxygenase-like
Exons: 8
Coding region: 83-1318 (411 amino acids)
Biological process (GO): lipid biosynthetic process
Cellular component (GO): endoplasmic reticulum
Molecular function (GO): iron ion binding; glyceryl-ether monooxygenase activity
Source: RefSeq, a predicted model, not a curated record
CAGUGCUCACGGGCGGUGCUGUGCAGGUGACCUCUGGCGAGUGAGACAUAUUUAGUUCCGAAAGUCCACCGGCCUUCGGCUCAUGUCUGUCUGCUUAGGGAGGCAGCUGGCGGGCUUAUGGUGGCUGGUGUGGCUGGUCGGUGUCGAGUACAUAGCGCUAUGGUGGCAGGGCGCUCGUCUCCCGGACCUCCACGACAAUAUAAUGUCCCUGGUCCAUGGCACUCUCUAUGAGGUUUCCAAACUUUUCGUUCGUGGGCUUGAGUACGGAGUCUACGUCUGGGCCUGGAACAAGUAUUCGAUUUUCCCGCCACUUGGAAAUUCCUUCUUCGAAAUUCUUUGCGUUAUCGUCCUCGUUGACUUCGGCUUUUACUGGUUUCAUCGAGCUAGUCAUGAAAUCAUGGUGCUGUGGGCGGUUCAUCAGGUCCACCACAGCGGCGAAGAGUUCACGGUGUCUGUGGGCCUCCGCAACUCCCCUCUACAGAGGCUGUUCUCCUGGGUGUUCUACUUGCCCCUGGCCGUUCUAGGUGUUCCUCCCGCUCACAUGUUGGCGCACGUUCAGUUCAGCGCCCUCUACCAGUGCUGGAUCCACACGGAAACCAUCAGAACCGUGGGACCUCUGGAAUACGUGUUCAAUACGCCUGCGCACCACCGAGUCCACCACGGGUGCAAUAAAUACUGCCUCGACAAGAACUACGGCGGGAUUUUCAUCGUCUGGGACCGCCUCUUCGGAACUUUCCAGCCAGAGCUACCGGACCAGGAAAUUGUCUAUGGGAUCGUCUACCAACCGAGUGCAUUUAAUCCUCUUUACCAUCAAGUGUUCUAUCUGGCGGGAGCGCUGAAGAAGGCUCGCUCCAUGAGCACCUGGGGAGAUUUCGUGGCAGCUCUCGUCAAGGGGCCGAGCUGGGCUCCGGGCUCGCCUUGGACGGGCUGGGACGAGGACAAACUCGAUAUCCGCGGCCCUCGAGAGCACCAGCCAGUGUCGGCGAGCAAACUCAUCCACCUCUAUGCCUUGGUCCAUUUCUGGGCGUCACUCACACUGACUUCGUACCUAGCUGUGCCUGGGAGCGGCAGCCCCCUGGAGGUGUUCGUGUACAGCUGCGUGGUCGUCGCCGCCCUCACAUGCAUAGGCGUCCUGUACGAAGACCCGCCGUAUAUGCGGACCCUGGAGGUGGCCCGCUGCAGCCUCUGUCUGGCCCUCUGCCUCGCCCUGCCACUCGCUUGCACCUACUCCCUCAACCUCAUUACCUCUGUGUACGCGGCGUCGCUGCUCCUGUGGCUUCUUGCCCCUACGAAGGUGCUCAAAAACAAGAUCGAGUAACGAGAAAAAAGGGACCUACUUUAUAUGCCACGUGUGGUAGUCCUGCUGGUCCCACAUGCAAGCAAACACGUAGACAUGUAAACAGACGCGGUCUCGUGGACGCGAAGUCUUUCUUUAUUUUGAUAUUCUUUUUUAAAUGUUCCGUGUAUUUAAUGAGCAAAUGUGUUGCAAAUAUUUAUUUCUUUUUGAGAUAUUGCAGGAGUCAAUAUUGUUUCGUUUAUUAACCUCUUCUUGUAACGUAUGGUUAUUUCAGAUUAACGGUAUAUGUUAUAUCUAGAAGCUAAUGACCUUUCCAAAUAUUAUAACUCUGAUGACCUGUUACAGCGGUGUUUACAUUAAAGUAAUGUAAUAACUGUAAUAAGAUAUGAACAAAUAUUUUUUUCAAAAUAAGUUAUAGGGAUAAAUGAAAUAAUAAAAUAUAAUUAAGUCCUUUUAGUUUAAUAGCAUUGUAAUAGAUAUUGCAAACUUCUGCGGGAAUCUAGACAUAGAAUUAUAGAUAUAAGGGAUAUUGCAGGUUAGCCCAUACUGCGUACUUCAGUUUGCUCAGAAUGGAACCAAAUUCCCAUAUAAUCUAUGGAGGUAUAUAUUUAUAGAUUGAGGUUUCUCAUAUACGUAUCUGUGUGCACAUAUAUACAUAUAUGAAAUGCCAUAUGUUUACAGGUGUAGUACAAAAGACAGGUAUCUCUUAACCCUUAAUUUUACUUUAAAAUUUGACCACUUUGUUCGACCAGAUGUGUAUCCAACAAUGUCACAAGCUCGCUUUAGGAACAGGAGAAAGCAGACCAAAACAUGUCAGUUGGACGAGAAAGCAUAAUGGUAGUUCAAAUUCUUUUGUAAAUUCGAAGGAAAGCCAAUCCAGCUUUUCCAGAUGUAAAACAAAUCGGCAUAGAUGACGGUGGCUAAAAAUAUAUAUUAAUAAUUCCGU